AUGCAGGCUGCAGGUGAUAUCGGGGAAUCUGGCCGAGAAGGGGUAAAAGGAUUGGAAGAAGGAGGAGAGUGGAAAGCCGGAGAGCAAAAAGCCAAGGAUAGUAAGCACGCACACCCGUGCACGCGCACACCCACAGUCACACACGGUGGAGAAGAGUAUCUCCAAAUCUCGGCCGAGGCACAAGGAGGAAUGAGGAUACUAAAUAGGAGAGAGGCGACUAAAGAACAACCAUGGAUCGGGGGAGGACGAUCGAGAGUUAGGUCAAUUGGACUGGAUCAUCGGAUCAGAAAGGGAAAAUCCGAUCCCGGAAGUGCAAGUCCAUUCGGACAGCGGAGAGGGGGGAAGAGAGAGGGGGGGUGGAAUAGAGGGCAGAGGAAAGAAGGCAAAAAGCAAAGCAACCCUGCCUUUAAGGUUGUUGCAGCCGCUGUCUUGACCCCAUGGCAUCUCUGCUGCGAGUCAGGAUGUGGUCGAGUACCGACAUGGGUUCAGGAUGCGUCGGGGAUGGUGAGAAAUGCGCCUGGCUAUCGAUCUGGCGCCUUCCGAGCUUCAUUGGCUCCCUCCGGAAGUAGAGCCCCUCCGGCAACCAUGGUACAUGGCUUCCCUAGCACCUCUGGGCAGCUACGCGGAUCACUAAGGGCGACACGUCCAACGUCUGUGUGCCCGCUGUCUGGUACCGAUCCCAGGGUGGAUGCACGAUGUACUAGGCAUGUAUGGAUGGUGUUACCAGGUGGUGCACCCGGACCUACAUGCUACAUGCUAUAUCCACAGGGGAUAAUCCUGGAUACAUAG
Messenger RNA from Aspergillus niger, 789 nucleotides. RefSeq lists its product as uncharacterized. Bases 1 to 789 code for a protein of 262 amino acids. The record is from RefSeq and is a predicted model, not a curated record. The transcript is spliced from 7 exons. Lineage: Eukaryota; Fungi; Ascomycota; Eurotiomycetes; Eurotiales; Aspergillaceae.